GCCUCUCGACAGCCCAAGCACCCCGCUCCCCAAUUCUAGCAGCAUGUGGAACGCUACCCCGAGCGCCGCUGAAUCGGUACCCAACUUCACACUGCCCGAGCCCGACUGGGACGCGGCCGACAACAACGCGUCGCUGUCGGACGGGCUGUUGCAUCUCUUCCCCGCGCCGCUCCUGGCCGGGGUGACGGCCACCUGCGUGGCGCUCUUCGUGGUGGGCAUCGCGGGCAACCUGCUCACCAUGCUGGUGGUGUCGCGUUUCCGCGAGCUGCGUACCACCACCAACCUCUACCUGUCCAGCAUGGCCUUCUCCGACCUGCUCAUCUUCCUCUGCAUGCCGCUCGACCUGGUGCGCCUCUGGCAGUACCGACCCUGGAACUUGGGCGACCUGCUCUGCAAACUCUUCCAGUUCGUGAGCGAGAGCUGCACCUACGCCACGGUGCUCACCAUCACCGCGCUCAGCGUCGAGCGCUACUUCGCCAUCUGCUUCCCGCUGCGGGCCAAAGUGGUGGUCACCAAGGGCCGGGUGAAGCUGGUCAUCCUGGUCAUCUGGGCCGUGGCCUUCUGCAGCGCCGGGCCCAUCUUCAUGCUGGUCGGGGUGGAACACGAGAACGGCACAGACCCCCGGGACACCAACGAGUGCCGCGCCACCGAGUUUGCCGUGCGCUCGGGGCUCCUCACCGUCAUGGUCUGGGUGUCCAGCGUGUUCUUUUUCCUGCCCGUCUUCUGCCUCACCGUCCUUUACAGCCUUAUCAGCAGGAAGCUGUGGCGCCGAGGGCGCGGAGAAGCAGCGGUGGGCACCUCUCUCCGAGACCAGAACCACAAGCAAACUGUGAAGAUGCUGGCUGUCGUGGUAUUUGCUUUCAUCCUAUGCUGGUUGCCCUUCCAUGUAGGACGAUAUUUAUUUUCCAAAUCCUUUGAACCUGGUUCCCUGGAGAUUGCUCAGAUCAGCCAAUACUGCAACCUGGUAUCUUUUGUCCUCUUCUACCUCAGUGCAGCCAUCAACCCCAUUCUGUACAACAUCAUGUCAAAGAAGUACCGGGUGGCAGUGUUCAAACUUCUGGGACUUGAACCUUUCUCCCAGAGGAAGCUUUCCACGCUGAAGGAUGAAAGUUCUCGUGCUUGGAUAGAAUCUAGUAUUAAUACAUGA
Suncus etruscus (white-toothed pygmy shrew) is the source of this 1147-nucleotide messenger RNA. It is a transcript of the gene GHSR, whose product is annotated as growth hormone secretagogue receptor. The transcript has 2 exons. Gene Ontology annotation, molecular function: growth hormone secretagogue receptor activity. The record is from RefSeq and is a predicted model, not a curated record. Gene Ontology annotation, biological process: G protein-coupled receptor signaling pathway; hormone-mediated signaling pathway. Lineage: Eukaryota; Metazoa; Chordata; Mammalia; Eulipotyphla; Soricidae. Gene Ontology annotation, cellular component: plasma membrane. The coding region runs from base 44 to 1147 and encodes 367 amino acids.